GAGCUGAUGAGAGAAGCUCCUGGUGAUAGACGCUCCUCUCUGCAGCUGCUACCGCCAGAAACCUAACAUGAAUUUGGCGUUUCUUGCUCUAACAGCCGCGCUUUUGGCUGCGAAUAGCGGCUUGUGUUACUCCAGCAGCGUCCCUUCAUUCAUCCUGCCGUUCACUGACUGCGUCCAGAGCCGUGGGAAAGACGGUUUCUACCGGGGAGCCAUAGACGUCACCGAGUCCGGGACUCAGUGCAUGAACUGGACCGAAGUGGCCGGCUUCAAGGAGCGCUACCCGGGCAAAGGAAUAGGAGAGCACAAUCACUGCCGCAACCCGGACGGCAGGAUCCGACCCUGGUGCUUUUUUAGGAACCACAAAGGCAGAGUGGACUGGGGUUACUGCGACUGUAAACAAGGCUCUGUGCGUCUGCAAGGAGGCCGCUCCAAGCUCGAUGGCAGGGUGGAAGUCUAUCUGGGAGGGGUUUGGGGAUCCAUCUGUAGUGACGACUGGGGGGACGAAGAUGCCGCAGUGGUUUGCAGACAGCUGGGCAAGGGGAUCUCAGGUCAUGCACGUCCAGUUCCGCUGUUUCGUCCAAGCAUGGCCAAACUCCAUUGGAGGGCAGUGCAUUGCCAGGGAGAGGAGCCAGACCUGCUCCAGUGUCCUAAGACUACCUGGAAUGGAGGGGAAUGCUCUCAGGCUGCAGCCAUCACUUGCACACAGACACAAACAGAGGUGACGCUGCCUAUACGGCUGGUGGGAGGUCGGUCGGGGUCACAGGGCACAGUGGAGGUCUUCCAUGCAGGGCAGUGGGGCUCCAUAUGUGAUGACCAAUGGGACGACAGUGAUGCAGAGGUGGUGUGUCGACAAUUGGGGCUGAGCGGGGUAGCGAGGGCAUGGGGCCAGGCACAUUUUGGCAAGGGAUCAGGCCGUGUGUGGCUGGACGAGGUGCGUUGUACGGGCAAUGAGCUCACUCUGGAGCAGUGUCCAAAGAGUGCCUGGGGGGAGCACAACUGUCUGCACUCUGAGGAUGCAGGAGUGUCCUGCAGCCCCCUUACAGACGGCUCUGUGAGGUUGGUUGGGGGCACAAGCAGCUAUGAGGGACGUUUAGAAGUAUUUUAUCACGGCCAGUGGGGGACAGUGUGUGAUGAUGGCUGGACAGACUCGAACACACAAGUCGUGUGCCGACAGCUUGGUUACAGAAUAGGCGAGACUCUCCUUUCUGAAGGACUAGACAUCACCCCAGUCCCUCGCUUUGGGGUGGGGUCAGGUCCAAUUCUUCUGGAUGAUGUGAGCUGCACAGGGAAAGAGCCGAGCCUGCUGCUGUGCAAAAGAAAGGAGUGGCUCCGUCAUGACUGCACGCACCAUGAAGAUGUUAACAUUGCAUGCAGCCCUGAUCGCAAUGGAGAGAGUCUUCCAACGAGUGUGCCAGUAAGACUUGUGGGAGGCGAGAGCCCCAGAGAAGGCCGGGUGGAGCUCUAUCUGUCCGGACAAUGGGGGACUGUGUGUGACGAUGGAUGGACUGAUCGUGACGCAGACGUGGUGUGCAGACAGUUGGGAUACAGUGGGGUGGCAAAGGCCCGUGUGAUGGCAUACUUCGGAGAGGGUACAGGGCCAAUCCAUGUGGACAAUGUGAAGUGCAGUGGCGAGGAGCGUUCGUUAGCAGACUGCAUCAAACAAGCACCCGGCACACACAACUGUCGCCAUAGUGAGGACGCUGGAGUCAUUUGUGACUAUGGUGAAUCGCAGCCAAGCUACAGAGAGGUCAAAGAUCCUGUCAGCUCAAUUUGUGGUUUGCGGCUCGUACACACUCGCCAGCGCCGAAUCAUAGGAGGAGAAAACUCUCUGAGGGGUGGCUGGCCAUGGCAGGCUGCUGUUCGUUUGCGAGGAUCUCGAGGAGACGGGAGGUUGGUGUGUGGAGCGACUCUCAUUGACACCUGCUGGGUCCUCACCUCGGCACACUGCUUCAAGAGGUACGGAAACAGCACCAAGCAGUAUAAAGUCAGAGUAGGCGACUACCACUCCCUCGUCCCCGAGGAAUACGAGGAGGAGUACGGCGUUGAUCAGAUAGUCCUCCACCCAAGCUACCACUCCCAUAGCAACGAUUACGACCUGGCCUUGGUUCGUCUGUCACCGGGGGCAGUGGGCCAGAUGCCGGGAGAGUGUGUGUCAUUCAGCCGUCAUGUUCUUCCCGCCUGUCUGCCCAUGAGGAAAGAGAGAGUGCUCAAACAAGCCAGCAACUGUCACAUUACCGGCUGGGGUGAUACGGGCCGCUCAUACUCCAAGACCCUCCAGCAGGCGCCCCUCUCCUUACUCCCCCGUCGUUAUUGCCAGCAGCAUUUCCACAGCGCCUUCACCAGCCGCAUGCUCUGUGCUGGAAGCAUCCAGUCAGAGAAGCGUGUGGACAGUUGCCGGGGUGACAGCGGAGGUCCGUUGGUGUGCGAGCGUCCGGGAGGGGGUUGGGUGGUUUACGGGGUCACGUCCUGGGGUCAAGCCUGCCGGACGCAACAGUCCCCUGGCGUCUACACCAAAGUGUCUGCCUUCAGCUCCUGGAUAGGCAAGGUGAUUGGACGGGACGACAGAAAAGAAAAAAGGCGAUGAAAGGUGAAUGACAAAAUGAAACAGCUGACUUCUCGAUCACAGAGAAUAUGACACUUAAGACUUAACUCGAUUGGUCAGGUGACAACUGAGACAACAAUAUAUUUCAGUCAUAAAUAACUGAUGUCAUGAUGUUAUGAUCUGACUUUCAAAUGGAAAGCACAAGGCAGCGCUGGACUUUUUCCUCCCAGAUAUUUUCUUAUACUUUUUUUUUUUUGGAAAGAGGAACCUUUUUUUGUCUUUUCUCUCAUCUAAGUCAUGAGCACUUAUUUUAACAAUUUAAUAUUUUCUUGAGCUACAAUAUUUUGGAUGACGUUAAAGCUCAACUCAAGCCACUUUGUAACUGUGUAAUUUAAAUAUCUUUGUUGUCUUUUGUGACAUUGCAUACGACACUACAUUUUAGUAUUUCUGAAAUGUUUUCUGUGCUUGCUUAUGUAAUUUAUGAUAAGAAAUUAAAAUGCUGAAAAGGGACCACAGUAAAGAAAAAAAACAAACAUAGUAAGUAUGCAUGCACUCAUGCGUAUGCAGUAAAUAAUGGCAUGAUAUAAUUUGCAGAAUUGCACUAAAAACUCCUCUUUUGGUACUUAUGCAUGAUAUUUAGUAUUUUUGUGUUAAGCAUUCUAGUCAUAUUGACAUUUGCCAAAUUGAAACAUGUCUUCAGCCUCAUGUCAUUAUUGUUUAUAUAAUGUUGCUGCAUUGUUUUAAUGUGUAAAAAGCAGAUUUCAGGUCUUAGUUAUUACUCAGGCAUUUAAUAUUUACAUCCAGUCAGUAUUUGUCCAUGUCUCAGUGCUGCUCGACGUUUGCAGUGAAAGGAAGGGACUUCAGUUUUUCUGAUCAAAGCACAUAACAUUUUUAAGUGUUGAUUUUUCAUAUCAAUGUCCUUAUGAUGGUUAAGUGUUGUUAAGGUUCUGGCAACUGAAUGCAGACAAUCUGGUACACUUGAAGAACUACAAUGCCUUCCUAUUUGGUGUUUACUGACUAUGUGUUAUGCUUAAUGUACUGUAACGUUUCUUAUAAAUG
This is a messenger RNA of Plectropomus leopardus (leopard coralgrouper), 3601 nucleotides long. RefSeq names its product serine protease 12 (gene prss12). NCBI's taxonomy places the organism in Eukaryota, Metazoa, Chordata, Actinopteri, Perciformes, Serranidae. Gene Ontology annotation, biological process: proteolysis. The record is from RefSeq and is a predicted model, not a curated record. Gene Ontology annotation, cellular component: membrane. Gene Ontology annotation, molecular function: serine-type endopeptidase activity.